Messenger RNA from Brassica oleracea var. oleracea, 1124 nucleotides. RefSeq lists its product as uncharacterized. Lineage: Eukaryota; Viridiplantae; Streptophyta; Magnoliopsida; Brassicales; Brassicaceae. The transcript is spliced from 3 exons. Bases 203 to 1003 code for a protein of 266 amino acids. The record is from RefSeq and is a predicted model, not a curated record.
AUACCUUUCGUUCUGUUAUCCCCUCCCAAACAGACAAGGAACAGAACCAAACCCUAGAUCCCCCUUUUCUUCAUCUUAGUUUUGUCUAAGAAAAAUUCACAACUUAUCCAAGUGUGAAGAUGAAUCAUCACUGAAUCAAGAUCGUUUUAAACUAAAAUCACGGUCUAGGUUCGGUCUGAUCAAAUCAUCUUCCAGAUUUGUUAUGGGGUCAGAACAUGAUCACGAUGAAAACAAACAAGUUUCAGAAGAACCUUUAUUAGAAGAUGAAAACCGAGAUGGUGAGCAUGAAAAGAUCCUUUCAGAAGAUAUUGUAAUCAUUCACUCAGAAAUACAUUCAAGAUCCUCCUCUUCAUCAUCUUCAUCUUCUUCUUAUUCAUCACCACCAAAACAUCUACCAGAGACAGAUUCACCUCCUGUUCAAGUAAUGGACAGGGAUGAUAAUAGCAACUACGACCCAGACAGGAUCCCAUCUUCGGUUUUCGAGACAAGCAAAUCAAAUUUGCAAGCUGAUUGGAGCUGCGCUUCGAAUGAAUCUCUCUUUAGUAUUCAUAUAGGGAGAAACAGUUUCACUGUUGAUGCCAUGAAAUCAGGUGAGCUCUACAAAUCAGGAGAGUUGCUAGCUUAUAGUCCUGAGCUUCCUAUGCCGCCACCACCAGGAAAAGAAUCAGACCCUUUAGUCGAGUCGAAGAAAGUUGUUGAUUCAGAUGAUGAUGAUGAGAAAGAAGAACAGCCUCCUGCUGUUUCUUGGAAAACUCCUACAAAGUCUUACCGUUCUAACCGGAGCUCAAACAGCACGCAUUCCUUCUCUUUCCCCAUUUUAGCAGGAGCUGCAAGUGAUUCAGCAAGUGUAGAAACAGGGGAAAAGAAGAAACAAGAAAAGCAAUCAGAAGAGACAAAACCACCAGCAGAAGUAGAAAACCAGAAGAAUUCAACAAUGUGUGGUUGGUUCUCAUGGUUUCCUUCAUGUCCUUCGUGUUGUUCUUUACGUUCUCCAUGUUCUUGAAUUCGGUUUUUGCUUUUGUGUGUUUUACGGAUUAGUUGUGACCCUCUUAACCGGUUGAGUAAACCAGUUAAAUGGAAAUCAUGUGUUAACAUAAAAGUAAGUUAGGUUAACUAUUAAUGAA